Aethina tumida (small hive beetle) is the source of this 2416-nucleotide messenger RNA. Its product is annotated as sentrin-specific protease. Gene Ontology annotation, cellular component: nucleus. The coding region runs from base 107 to 1921 and encodes 604 amino acids. The transcript has 5 exons. The record is from RefSeq and is a predicted model, not a curated record. Lineage: Eukaryota; Metazoa; Arthropoda; Insecta; Coleoptera; Nitidulidae. Gene Ontology annotation, biological process: protein desumoylation. Gene Ontology annotation, molecular function: deSUMOylase activity.
AAUACGUGGGUAGUCGAUGUAGGACGCUGUGUUACCAUAACCUGACAUUUGAUCAGUCAGAAAAUAGCGAUGAUGAAAAAUAUUGCUUUAAUAUGUUUAAGAAAACAUGUUCUUUAGUGUAACGAAUAUGUAUUAUUCGAUUAAAGAUUACAUCAGGAGUUUUUUCUCAAACGCCCUCGAGGCCCCCAGGAAAAGAAGAGCUAAUGAUACCCCAGAUUAUGAGAUAGUGCCCAAAUGCAGACGACUAACGUCGACGAUGUCCAGAUCGAACUUACACGAUAACUGGUCAAUCAACAGACGGCUUAGAAACAGGCUUUCAGGCACCCGAUUAAAUCAGCCUAACUUAAUCGAAACAAUAACCCUGGAUGAUGAAGACAAUGGGAGAACGUUUCAAAAGGCAAGCUCAAACAGAUCAAAGUUCACGUCGUCCACCCCACAGGAAUCGCGAACAAAACUCACAUACUCAAACGGUGUCGAUGAUGAAGUGUUAUUUGUUAGGGAGGACAAAUCCCCAAACGAAAAACACGAAAUGGCCAAGAAAGCUGGCUUGAAUUUCGUCAGCACCUCAGAUCUCUUCAACGUGAAACCAUCCACGUCGGCGAGAAAUGGGAUUAAUCCAAGACUGUCGAAUUCCAAACGUAACUCGUCGAGCAGUAUCGACGCCUCGAUAAGGCUAGAUGACAAAAUGACAUACAAACGAUUACUGGAUACUGUCAUCAAUAACAGCUCGAAUUCUUCCCUAUAUUACACACCACAAGGUGAAUAUUUCAACAGCAGCAAUCAGAGAACCAACAGAAUCAUGGGUAUGGCACAGCAAAACUGUGACAAGAAGAAUGACUCGAGCAGUUCCAACAAGAAAAUGUCCACUAAAGCCACAAUCAUUAAAGUGCUCGAUGAUUAUGAAGGGGACUCUGUCCUUAUAAGAGACUCAGAUAGUGAUAGUUCUGUUACGGAGUGCCGGCCUCCAUCACCCCUGCCGGACAUCAAAGUGGAGCCAGUCAACAGUCUUAAAGUUGAGUUGGACAGCAAUGAACACACAAAAAGCGACUGGUUGAGCUCUGUAAUUGCUCGCCACAAAAGCCAGUCGGAGCUCAGACAGAGGGAGAUCGACCAGCUGAAACAAGCAUCGUCCUCGUACGAAGCGAUAAACAGGGACAUACGUCGGCUACGCAUCAGCCACAACAUCAACGAGUCCCUGUUGCUUAAGGAGGCCGUGCUGCCGAUUUACGUUGAAGAUGACGGAUUGCCCGUGUUGACGGAGGAGCAAUCGGAUCUGGCCAAACGAUCCCUUGUUGGCGACCCGAACGAAGUGCUCGCCGCCAAGUUUAACUUGCAGAUAACCAGGAGGGACAUACAGACUUUGUCCGGCUUGAACUGGCUGAACGACGAAGUGAUAAACUUCUACAUGAACCUGAUUAUCGAAAGGAGCAAAUGUAGCACCAGAUGGCCCAAGACCUACGCCAUGAACACGUUCUUCUACACGAAAAUUUCGAAGGACGGGCCGGGGUCCGUUAGGAGGUGGACAAAGAAGGUUGAUCUGUUCAGCUAUGACCUGAUGUGUAUUCCGAUACAUCUGGGGAUGCACUGGUGCAUGGCUGCGGUGGACUUCAGGGUUAAGGCCAUUAAAUAUUACGACAGCAUGGGCUCCAACAACAAUAGAUGCUUGAAUGCGUUAAGAAGCUAUCUGGAAUGUGAGCACAUGGAUAAAAAAAAGACUGCUUUGGAUACAAGUGUAUAUACAUUGGAGAAUGUCAAGGGUAUUCCGCAACAGAUGAACGGCAGCGAUUGCGGCAUGUUCUCGUGCACGUUUGCGGAAUUUUUGAGUAGGGACGCUAAAUUUGAAUUCACCCAAGAGGACAUGCCAUACCUACGGCAGAAAAUGAUCGUUGAAAUAUUAACUGGCGGGCUCCUCGUAAAGUGAAACUGUUUUCGUUUGGUAAAUUUUAUUUUUCUAAAAAAUAAUGUAUGUAAAUUAUUUAUUUCGAACAAGGAUUUAUUGACAUAAAUUAAAAUCUGAAAUCUAAACGAUGUUUUACACGUAAUAGGUAUCAAUAGUAAUGUUUUUCUUAUUUUUUUAUAUAUGUACACAUAAAAUUAGAGCUGUUUAUUUUUCACAUUUUGUAUAUAUGUGGACUAUUGUCUUGAAUUUUUCUACUCAAAAUGAUUUCAGUAUUUUUAUGUAGUUUUAAAGUAAUAAAAUUAAAUAUGAUUCACAUUGAAUUAUUCCAUACCUUGUAAAUACUGAUAAUUGUUUCUUUACAUACAUUGUCAAAAUUGAAUUGUAUUUGACCGGUACGUUAUUGUUUUUUAUUGUAAAAAAUGUUUAAAUUCACUAUGUUAGGUAAGCAACGUCAGAAAAUUGUACAUGGAUUAAACACGUUGUAUAAAACAAUAAAGGAAUUAUAGAAAACAACAA